GUGGGCUGCGGACUGAGUGCUGGAAUGAGGAGUAAUUGAGCUUCAGCUGAGCCGGAGGUAGCUUUCUCCUCCCGGUGUCAUUGCUGCAGCCUCCAGUGCCGGGUCCCUAGUUUCUCAGCUGCCUCUCUUCCCGGUGCAACAUCGCCUGUAAAGACAGCAAAGCCGCCGCAGAAGUUGCCCGGCAGAAGGCUCCGGAGGCAUUGGCUCAGUAACUUUUCACGUCAUUUUUCUGCUCGGGAGCCCCUUCUCGCCUCUCCGCGCAGCCUUUCCCACCGCAAAUCACCAGUGCUCAUGGGGCAGGCAGAGAGGAGCUUGCAGCAUUGAGCGGAACCGGACUCGAGCCCGUGAUGUCCGGCACCAAAUUGGAGGACUCCCCCCCUUGUUGCAACUCGUCAUCUGCUUCGGAGCUGAAUGAAACUCAAGAGCCCUUUUUAAACCCCACUGACUAUGACGAUGAGGAAUUCCUGCGGUACCUGUGGAGGGAAUACCUGCACCCGAAAGAAUAUGAGUGGGUCCUGAUCGCCGGGUACAUCAUCGUGUUCGUCGUGGCUCUCAUUGGGAACGUCCUGGUUUGUGUGGCAGUGUGGAAGAACCACCACAUGAGGACAGUAACCAACUACUUCAUAGUCAAUCUUUCUCUGGCUGAUGUGCUUGUGACCAUCACCUGCCUUCCAGCCACACUGCUCGUGGAUAUCACUGAGACCUGGUUUUUUGGACAGUCCCUUUGCAAAGUGAUUCCUUAUCUACAGACCGUGUCAGUGUCUGUGUCUGUCCUCACACUGAGCUGUAUCGCCUUGGAUCGGUGGUAUGCAAUCUGUCACCCUUUGAUGUUUAAGAGCACAGCAAAGCGGGCCCGUAACAGCAUUGUCAUCAUCUGGAUUGUCUCCUGCAUUAUAAUGAUUCCUCAGGCCAUCGUCAUGGAGUGCAGCUCCAUGUUCCCGGGCUUAGCCAAUAAAACCACCCUCUUUACAGUGUGUGAUGAGCGCUGGGGUGGUGAAAUUUAUCCCAAGAUGUACCACAUCUGUUUCUUUCUGGUGACAUAUAUGGCACCACUGUGUCUUAUGGUGUUGGCUUAUCUGCAAAUAUUUCGUAAACUCUGGUGUCGACAGAUUCCUGGAACAUCGUCUGUAGUUCAGAGAAAAUGGAAGCCCCUGCAGCCUGUUUCACAGCCUCGAGGGCCAGGACAGCCGACAAAGUCCCGGAUAAGCGCUGUGGCGGCUGAAAUAAAGCAGAUCCGAGCCAGAAGGAAAACAGCCCGGAUGUUGAUGGUUGUGCUUUUGGUAUUUGCAAUUUGCUAUCUACCAAUUAGCAUCCUCAAUGUGCUAAAGAGAGUAUUUGGGAUGUUUACCCACACCGAGGACAGAGAGACUGUGUAUGCCUGGUUUACCUUUUCACACUGGCUUGUAUAUGCCAAUAGUGCUGCGAAUCCAAUUAUUUAUAAUUUUCUCAGUGGAAAAUUUCGAGAGGAAUUUAAAGCUGCAUUUUCUUGCUGUUGCCUUGGAGUUCACCAUCGCCAGGAGGAUCGGCUCACCAGGGGACGAACUAGCACAGAGAGCCGGAAGUCCUUGACCACUCAGAUCAGCAACUUUGAUAACAUAUCAAAACUUUCCGAGCAAGUCGUGCUCACUAGCAUAAGCACACUUCCAGCAGCCAAUGGAGCAGGACCACUUCAAAACUGGUAGAAUAUUGGUUCAUAUGACAAGGAUACCUGAGUAAAACUAUCCUUUUUAAAAUCACUGGGAACAAAAAUUCUAUUAUCCUAUUGAUGUGAAGCUAAAAUUACUUGUGGAUCUUUUUUUUUUUUUUUUAAUCUAUUGCUCUUUGGAAAUAAAAAAAAAGUCAGUUUAAAAUGA
Molecule: messenger RNA, 1853 nt
Organism: Chlorocebus sabaeus (green monkey)
Lineage: Eukaryota; Metazoa; Chordata; Mammalia; Primates; Cercopithecidae
Gene: HCRTR2
Product: hypocretin receptor 2
Biological process (GO): circadian sleep/wake cycle process; G protein-coupled receptor signaling pathway; feeding behavior
Cellular component (GO): plasma membrane
Molecular function (GO): orexin receptor activity
Source: RefSeq, a predicted model, not a curated record